UUUUAUACUUUCACAGUGGCGGUUUUGAAAUUAAACAGUUGGUUGAGAGAUAUAUCCUAUCUAUUUGGUCAUUAGAAAACAAAUCUUGACCUACCUGACCGUUACCCUUGUUAAUUAUUGACGGGUUGUCUUAAGUCAGGUUAAAUGGAAAGAGCCUUUUUUUAAACUGUAGUCGCUUCUGAUUGAAAUCACAUGAUGGCGCUACUUGUGCUUUCUGAAAUGUACGAAAAGUGUAAUGGCGGACUGCAAAAAUGUGGAUAUUGGACAUAAAAACUAUAUUAAAAAAACUGUGAAAAUAGUAGAUAAUUUAAUUUAUUAUCUAAGUGAUGUGUAAACUAAAUAAACAGAAAAUGUAUUACAUGUAAAAGUGCCUGUCGUGCAUUUGUGACACUUUUUUUAUUUGGGUUUGAAAAAAAUGGCCCCAUCUCCAGAAAAUGAUAAUGCACCUAAAGCACCCGAUAAAAGUGAUAAGAACAAGUCAGAAAAGCCCGCUACUUCCGAUACUAGUAAGGAAAAUGAUAAGGAUGAAAAGACUUUAUCGAACUUGAAUGACGGGGAGUUAAAAGCACUUCUGGAUGAGGCUAUCAACUAUAAAAAUCCGAAAGAUAGAGAAGGAAAAAGUAAACUUUUCAAGGAUCUCUUGAAUCAAGCUGAAGAAACUGAGCGUAUCGCACGUGCCACCAGCGCCGGCGGAUCUGAAGUCGCCCGUCACUAUAACACCUCGGCUGCCCGCCGGCAUCGCGGUCGGCACGGAAGUGCCACGGAUGGUGGUGGGGGCGGCCACCACGGAGGCGGAAGACAUCACGGAAGACACCGCAAACCGUCUUCCAUAUCGGAAAACAUGAUGCACGGAGGUAGUUUGGACAAUCUGGCCAAGGAGGAAUUAUUUCUUGAGUCUGCGCAUUAUUUGGUUAAUAAUAAGAUGAAGACGGUCAGCGCUAGACAGAGGGAGGGAGGGAGUUUGCCUUGUGACGUUAAUUCCAGUGUAAUAACUGCCCAUGACUAUCAGUUUCUCGAAGAGGCUAAGAGAAGUAAGGCUAUGAAAGAUAAGGAAUAUACUGCAAUAGAUAUUGAAUCAUCAUUGGAGUCACAGAGGCUUUUGGACCAUGAUUCUUUGGCAGAAAAUUAUCAAGAGUCACAGGAGAUAACAUUUGUACCAAGAUAUACUUCGAAGGCUACUUUGCAAAUCUCUGCUACUCCAGCGGACGACGCCAUCCCGUUGGAUUUGGAUAGCGUUGCCGAGAAGAAGCCCUACGACGUGGAGCUGCUCUCCACGAAAUUGUUGCAUAGCAAGUACAACGUGUAUAUACCAAAUUACAGAAGUACCAUUGAUGAAAAGAAAGUUGAUGAAAAUGGCAAUCUUCACCAAAACCCAAACCAAAAAACUAAGAAAAAGAAGAUUCAGACUGAUAAAAAUGUUGUGGUCCUCACAGCUGAAAGUGUCGAAGGCCAUCGCAGUGACAUAAUAAACGAUGUUGAUAAACUCUUUGAAUAUGUCAUGGGAGACAAAGAUGACAAUACCGGAGGAAGACCCACCAAAUCGAAUAUCCACAAAUCGAAGCAGCUUCACAAGCAGCAUGCAUCGGAAGACUCGGGCCGAGGAGGCAGCAGUUACAGUAGUGCUGGGAAGAAACAACGUGCCCAUUCCUCAAAGGGCAAGGAGUCCAGAUCGGAGAUGAAAAAGUCGAACUCGCUGGGCGAGAUCCCUACUGCUAAACUAGAUGAGUUCGCCUUUGUCGCUUCCAACGAGGAAGACAGGGAAAGUAAAGUGGUACUUAGGGGGAAUAAGAGUCAGUCGGAUAGACCGAAGGAGAGGCGGUCUUGGGGAAAUGUAGAGCCUCCACCUUUCCAAAUACUGUCGAGUAACGCUUCAACGGAAAACUUGGAAGCGGCCGAGAAUUGGGUGGUGAGCAAAACGAAAAAGAAAAGCAAGAAACGGCGGAACAGCGUGAGCAGCAGCGGCCGACGUCAAAUGUCAACAGCGGAAUCUCAGGCCGCUAAGCAACACUCGAAUCGUGCGCCGUCUCCGGACUUUCGGGGAAAAUCAGUGCCUCAUAGUGAAAAAUCCGAUUCGUCGGACGUCGAAUCUGUACAUUCGCUCCCCAUAGAGGGCAUCAACGUGCCGAUUUCGUACGCAGAUAUUGCUAAGAACGCCGAGAAAGCGAAGGAAAAGAAAACCUCGCCGGAAAAAAUCGAAAAAGUGCCAAAAAAAGACAAAUCGCCUAAACUCGAGACUGAUUCAAAUUUCAAAAAGGACAAAUCCAUCUCCAUUCUUACUUCAAAUAACAAUAAUUUAAAUCAUGUAAAAUCUCCUCCGGAUUUGCAUAGUGUCAAGAAUUUUCCUGCGAUGCCUACUGACGUUUCUCCCAAAAGUGUUUCUCCGCCCGACGUGAACGAUACGAGAAGUUUCCCCGCGAUCCCCGUCGAAAUUUAUAAUCUUAAAAGUCCACCCAUCGAUGCUCACAUACAAUCACCAAAUUUCCCUAUAAUAUCACCGCAUAAUGAAACCACCACCAACUUGAAACAAUUUCCCCCUGACGUGAACGAUACUAAGUCAUUUCCCGCGAUGCCCACGGAUGGACCUGCAACGAAAGGUUUCUUUUCUUUACCAGUGGACGUUAAUAACGUGAAAAGUUUUCCGGCCAUUACUAGCAAUAACAACAAGGGAUUGACGGUGGAGAAGACUAAUGUUCGAAACGCGUCUAUUAGUAGUGGAAGAGCGAGGACCGUAUCGCCGGGCAAUAAGGCCAUUUCGGCUAAAAAUUCUGUAUUAAAUAAUAAUAUUAACGAUAAUGUGAACACUGUCGCUGUGUCCCAGAACUACGUGUGUAAUGAUAUCCAGAAUGAUCUGUCGAUAAUACACUCAAACGAAAAGGAAUCGAUACAAUUGAACGCCCAGAAGAUGCCGCCAAACAUCCCCGACGUCCAGUCCAUUGAAAAGAUGCACUUUAUGAACUGUCAUUCUCAAGAAUACCCGCCCGUUCUCGCCGCUACUGCCCCUCGUUACGUCGCCCCCACUCACCCCCUUCUAACCAGUAAAACCGUCUCCGAAUCGACUCAGACACCACCUACCGAUAACGUGACGUCACCGCCUAUUAGCAACAAAAAUAAACAAGCAGACUGUGAUAUGGGUGAUCAAACGAUGAUAGGAGGAGGUGCGGAAGGUGAAGGCAUUGUCGGCGAAGAAGAGGAACGCCCGCCUCCAGUUGUAAUUUUAAGCGGAAUCGGGAACAAGGAAGUGACCGGUCUCGUGUUCGGCUUUGACGUGAACGAACAAUUGUUGCACGAUGACAUUUGCGAGGAUUUUGUCGCGAGGUUCGUCGCACCACAGGGGUAUACGCAAGCAUCCCAUAACCAUGACAAGAUAGUUAAUUUUAUUGGGUCAACGUGGGAAGCCAUAAUCAAUCAGUCAAAUGGUAAAGUGCAGUACUACAUGGAAGAAGAAUCUUAAAACAAAGAAGCCAAGUGUAUGUGUUGUAAUUGUUAUCGUUAAAGUACUAGUCAAAUACAGUUGACUUUUCUAAGUUACAAAUUAAAAUAAUACUUAAACUGACCUAAAAUGCGGAUUAACCCUAAAAAAACAGUUAGUGAAUUUUUUAAGCUAAAUAAAACUAAAACUGAGUGAAGGCGAGAAGUAUUAGGAGAAUAUUUAUAAAAAAAUACAGACUGCUAGUGGCAGAUCCAGUAUGAAACCGUCGGGAGCAAAACAGUGUCGUUGUCGUCGAAGUAGAAAAUCUCGAAUUUUCCAUGGAAAAAAAGAAGUUUGUUGUAGACCAACAAUGUUACGAAGUAGUUAACAAUUAGGGCUCCGGUAAUGAAAAUCCGGAGCCGACAAAAUUUUUUUAAAAAAUGCGUUAUUUAUUUUUUAAAAAAUGUAAAAAAAAGACUUUCCUGACACCAAAGUGUUAAAAAGUAUCGUCAAAAAUAACUAUUUUUAUUUUCGAUUGGUUAAAAUUUGUGAUAUGGUGCAAUGCUGGUUUAAUUGUUCCUAAGCGGGUGCUUAACAGUUUGGCUGCCAGUCGUCUUUCUGUCUACCCAAAUGGGUUGACAGUUAGUUUUAACAUUUUAGAUUUAUCUACACACGUGGGUAGAUCAAAAUAUUGCGCCACCUGUUAAAAAGCAGCAUUAAUUAUGCUUUAGAACCCAAUAUUGGCUACCUCGUGUCAUAUCCACUGGGUUGUCAUCAGCCAACCCGACUGGGUGAACACGGCUGACAAAGUGAUAAGAAUGACAUUUUAUAUUUUUUAUUUUUAAAUAUAGUAAAUUAUAUUAAAUUAGUAAAAAAAGGUUUACUAUUACUAUUAGCUACUAAGUAAAGGGAAAAUAUUUUUGUUUUCUAGUUAUAUUUUCUAUAUGAAUAGCUUAAAAAUAUAAAAAUUGCAUCAAUUUGUUCUAUAAUGCUACAUUAAGAAACAGUAUUAAAAUCAUAGAGGUGAGCUAGGACAUCGACAAUUUUUUAGAUGAUUGCUCUAUAGUUUUAUUUCGUUUCUAUAUUGGUUCUGUUAAAGGUAGGGGAUGUUAUAGUCAUUUGUCCUUGCACUAUUCGUUAUUCUGUGCUAAAACUUGGGUGCCAUAUCUCAUGAUAAUGUGCUUGCUCUUCGAAUUCUUUAAUGCUUCUCUUGGACUGCCAUUUUUCAGUCAUAUUUACUCGUCUCACUGAUUUUCUCUUGAUCAUUUUGUUUAGAUAUCACUACCACUACAUUUGUCUUUAUCUAAUAUAUUCUUAAAUAGGUUUACAUAUAUUUGUCUUAGUUAAAACUGUACUUAAUCCUUACAAGCCAUCGCGCGCUUUGCCUUUUAGUGAUUUGCUUACUGUAUAGUUGCAUCCAUAUUUUUCUUUCUCGUGUAUUAAGUGGGGGAACUGCAAAUAUACUGUUGAGCUGAUUUUUCAUCAGAUUACAAUUUUCAUUUAGUGUCAGUGCUAAAUGUAAAAAGUUUAGUAAACAGUUUGAAGGUAAUCAUGUCGUCACUUGCCCAAUAAUCAGAUUGCUCUCUACUAAAAAUUUAAAAAGUAAAAAAGAAUAUUCAGUUUUGAAGAUAAGAAAUUCGCCUUCAAAAAAAAAAAAAAAAACAUUUUAUGAAUAAGAAUGAAACGGUAGUGAUAUAUAAAAUGUCAUUCUUGAAGAAGUAGCAUAAUCAAUAAUGAGUUCUGGGUAAAUGUUGUAGUAUAAAUACUUAUUUUUUGACGGUGAUAUAUUUUAAUUUUUCUCCUUUUUUUUUAAGAAAAAAAAGUUUAUUUGGAAAAUAAAAUAAAGAAUAACAUAUAAAUAUUGUAAAAAAGUCUAAUAAGAGAAAUUAUAAUAUGUGUGUAUGCUUCUUUCUCUACAAUAUAUUAUACUGGAUGUUUUAAUUUUAGGACAUACACCUUUGGUCGCAUAAUUAAGAUGUCUAGUAUUUACAUACAUACCUUAUGAAGAAAAUUUUAUAAAUAAUCUAGAUGGUUUUAUUUCUUGAUACAGUGUGUUUCUGUUCAUAAUCUAGCCACAAAUUUAUACAGGGAGUUAUUUCUUAUCUAAAAAAACUUAUUAUGUAGCCUAUUUAUUUAAUGCAAUUUAAAAUGGUCAUUAUUUUAAUUUUAAUAAAAUUAGAUCUAUAUUCGAUUCAUAUUUAAUUUUUUUUUUUUUUAAGAACAUAUUCGAUUCAUAUUUAUUUUUAUUUAAUUUUUUUUAUGUUCAACAUAUUAAUUUUUUUAAAUCAUUUCAUACAGGAUGUUUCAUUAAUAAUGGAAAAUGGGGUAACUGGAAAUACUAAUUGACCCGAAUGUAUCUUUAUACAAAUGUAAUUUAGGAAAGUUAAAAUUUUAUUUCCCUCUUUGUCACAAUUAUGAAAAUUCUUAAGUUAUCGUUUUGAAAAUUGGCAACUCUUUUUUUUGUAUAAAAGCGUCUUAACAUUUUUCACAGAGAUAACAACUUAUAAUUAGUGCUUUGAUUAAAAUGGUUAUAACUAUUUAUCAUGCACAUCUAUGAGCAACGUGUAAAAUGGUAAUUAUUUCUUUUUUUGUACCAAAAACGUUGCCAAUUUUCAUGUCAAUAACUUAAUAACGUUCAUAUAACGAAUUUCCCAUUGGCAAUGAAAUAUCUUGUAUAUUUAAAUUAUUUUUUGUGAUUAUAUUAUCUAAAGAUUUUCUUCUUUUUUAAUGGGUAAUAUCCAGUUCACACAUCUAACUAUAUAAGUAUUUUGGCAUACUCUAAUAUCAAAAACUGAUAUAAAAUCAUAGAAAAUACAUUUAAUUUAACAAAAAUUACAUAUAUCUUAAUUACUGUGAAAUUUUUGACGUUUAGGACACAAUUUCUACACGUUGUUUUUUUAUGCGCCAUUUUCUCAAAUAUCAGAUGUAUAACACAUCGUCAGCAUCUGACAUAUCCGUUAUUUUCAGUAAAUACUUAUUUAGAUGUUAUAACUCUGAUGAAAGCUUUAAAAUUUAAGACAAUACUUCAUACGAUACAAGUACAGGGUGUUUUAUAAUGUUGAAUAAAAGCUUUCAACAAUUAGAAUAACGAAAUAUAAUUAUCUUAUGUCGAUUAUUUUUCCAUUAAAAAAUCAUCUUUAAUAUAAGUUAAUAAAUUUGCAGAAAAUUUUAAUUGCUGGUAGAUAAAACAUCGCUAUAUCCAUAUAUGUAUAACUUUUAAUAAGCCAGAUUUGUUACUCGUUUUGAUAGACUUCUGUUGUAGUUAUUUAUAUUUUACCUUCUGCCAGAUUUUUGUAGGUCUCUCUUAUCUCACACACACAUUUUCUAUUUUCUACUUUCGCUUCUAUUGUAUUUUGCACAUUUUAUUUAUAUACUAAAAUAUAUUUCUGUUAUGUUAUAUAUAACUUCAUUAGCCUCCGAAUUUAGAAUCAUAACAUGUUAAAUGCCACUUGUUAAGAGAGAAGAGACUGACCUAGCAGAAAAUAUAAGAUAGCAGCAGUUGUGUUAUCUGGAAGUCAAAAACUGAUAAAGAAAACAAACAGGAUUAAUCAACGAUAAUAAAUAAGCUAUGUACGUACACCUAACAGACCUGCACAUAAUCCACAAUACAUAUAGCCUAUAAUGCUGUUUCCUGCUUAAAUAUUCCUUAUUUAUAGAGAUACUUGUAGUCUAGAUACGCCAUAUUAGAAACACCCUGUAUUUCAAGCGUAAAACCGACAGAAACAUAUUGGAAGCUUCCUCUGAGCGAAAAAAUAGAUAUCACUGUUAAAGCUAGGUCUUUAACUAUGUUUAUUUAUUAUGAAUAAAGAAAGUGAAAGAAGAAAAAUAAUUAGGUGCGCUCGACAGUGUGGAUGUUACUCAACUUGAUCGGGGUCCUCAAAUUGAAUGAACACCCACUCGUCACCUUUUUGUUUAUUGUAAUAUAGUUGUAAUAUUAAAUUAUAAACGAAGAAAAACAGCUAAGUCAUUUUUUAGUUUUUUAAAUAUAAUACGGCUGAAAUAGUUAUUUUUGAAAAUUUAGACAGAUCUAGGUGGACCUACUCGCUAGAUUUUAUAUAUUAUACAGGUAAUUUUUUCAAAUUGUAAAUUGUUAAAUAUCAAAACGCUAUUGUAAAUGAUUCAUUUAGUUCUGUAGGUAUCAAGGCUGUUAUUACGAGCUUUGCAAGUUUAGUUCUGAUUAAUACGGGAGAAGAUUGAGAGGUAUACGAUUUUAGCAAUUUACUUUGCAUAAAUUACUUCAAAAAGUUCGUCAACUGUUUUUUUUUGUCAAAUAACUCUUGAAUUGAUUCCUAGUUUAAACCAUCAAUAAUUUAUGUAUGCAUUAUUCCUUUGAAUAACUCAUUCAAUACUAUUUCAUCCUAUUAAAAGUCAAUUGACAAUUAAAAUAUUAAUUAUCCAUUAGUUGGCAAUAAGAAAAUGUUAAAUAUGAUUUCAGUGAUAAAAUUAUGUCAGUGGAUCUUUUUGAAGUAAUUUUAGGCAUAUUGAUUUUUCCAAAUAUUUUACUUGUAUGAAAUUGGACUAAUAGUAAACCAACCCUUUUUAUUAUGUAGUUGUUGAGAUUUAUAAAGUUUAUAUACAGGGUACUGACACCUCAAUUCUCUUUUUGUUUUAUACAGUCUGUCUCAGUUGCUCUUUACGCUAUGUCCCAAAAGUUCCUAAGUUCCAUUCAAUGUUCCAACAUAUUGUUUUAAAAAUAUAGAACUUUAAUGCUCACUUUAAAAAAAGUUAAUAUAUUGUAUUAAAUUGCACGAAUAUUUGUUUUAAAUGUGUUCCAUUUUGAGAUAAUUUUAAUCCUAAUGUAAUUAGUUACUACAUUUGUGUGGGACAUGUGUUUUUCAUUUUGAGCCAUAGUUUUAAAAGCCUUGAUGAAACAAUCUGAAAAAAACUAAUUUGUAAAAUAGUUGUUGUUUAUUUUGUUAUUUUUUUUUUUUUUAAUUUUGCUUUUGGUUAUUUUUUAUUUUACAGUUUAUUUUGUAAUUAUGAAAUAAAAAUAGUGAAACAUAAUGAAACUUUUCUAACUAAGUGAAUUUCUUUUAUUAAAUAGAAAAUUUUUUGUUUGGAAAAAUAUUUCGCUCAUUUAUUUUCCAAAAAAAUGUAGAAUAGAUGUUGAAAUUUUAACUGGACUCAUUUUCUUCUUCAUUUGUGUAAUAAAAAUAUAAUUAUGGGUAUACUGUUUUAGCGA
Molecule: messenger RNA, 8591 nt
Organism: Psylliodes chrysocephalus
Lineage: Eukaryota; Metazoa; Arthropoda; Insecta; Coleoptera; Chrysomelidae
Source: the annotation of a GenBank genome assembly